CCACGUCAAAGACAGGACUCGGGUGUGCAAACGAACGCACCCUUGCCUUCUCAUUGACUAACUGUCGGUGUCUGACAUCAACAAAGAGCCGGUGAAAUCGUACGAAGUCCGCUACUCUCCUUCACGUCUGAGAAGAAAUGGAAACCGGUCUGAGUCAGGAGAAGGUAGCCACCUUUCUGAAGCGCCUGCAGGCUGAGCCACGCUACUUGUUGGCUCAGAACGUUUCAACCUGCAUCGACCCGCUGGAGGUUUGUCUCCACCGGCAGACUGUCCAGGAUACAGUACACAUCUUCCAGCACGCUAUCCCCACAGAGGGCAAGCCUGUCACCAACCAAAAAAGCUCAGGGAGAUGUUGGAUCUUCUCAUGUCUCAAUGUCAUGCGGCUUCCCUUCAUGAAAAAGUUCAAUAUAGAGGAGUUUGAAUUUAGUCAGUCCUAUCUGUUCUUUUGGGACAAGAUUGAGAGAUGUUACUACUUCCUCCAUGCUUUUGUGGAAACCGCUCAGUGCAAGGAGCCGGUAGAUGGACGCCUCUUACAAUUCCUUCUCUCCAACCCAGCAAAUGAUGGAGGACAGUGGGAUAUGCUGGUCAAUCUCAUUGAAAAGUAUGGUGUCAUCCCAAAGAAAUGCUUCCCAGAGUCACACAGCUCAGAAGCCUCACGCAGAAUGAAUGGCAUUCUCAAUCAUAAGCUGAGAGAGUACUGCUUCAGACUGAGGAACAUGGUGGCCAGUGACGCAACUAAAUCGGAGAUCUCUGAGGCCAUCAACACCAUGAUCGAGGAGGUGUUCCGAGUGGCCAGUGUUUGUCUCGGUAACCCACCUGACACCAUCUGCUGGGAGUACAGGGACAAGGAUAAGAACUUCCAUCGCAUUGGACCCCUCACCCCCCAGGAAUUCUACAGGGAGCACGUCAAACCCCUAUACAACCUUCAGGACAAAAUCUGCCUUGUUAAUGACCCUCGACCCCAAAAUCCUUACGGAAAGCUGUACAGUGUAGAGUUCCUCGGAAACAUGGUCGAAGGUGGCAAGACUCUCUACAACAAUCAGCCCAUCCAGCUUCUUAAAAAGGCUGCAGCUGAUUCCAUAAAGGCGGGAGAAGCAGUGUGGUUCGGAUGUGACGUGGAUAAACAUUUCCAUGGCAAGCUGGGGAUUAACGACAUGAAUGUCUUCAACCAUGAGCUGGUGUUUGGCGUUUCAGUGAAGAACCUUACUAAGGCCGAGCGCCUGAUAUGUGGAGACUCUCUAAUGACGCACGCCAUGAUCCUCACUGCUGUCACGGACAAGGAAGGAAAAGAAGGCUAUGAAAAGUGGCGGGUGGAAAACUCCUGGGGCGAUGACCGUGGGAACAAAGGUUACCUCAUCAUGACAGAUGAUUGGUUCUCAGAAUAUGUGUAUGAAGUGGUGGUGGACAAGAAGUUCCUCUCUCCUGAAGUCCUGGAAGUAAUGCAGCAAGAACCUUUCGUACUUCCGGCCUGGGACCCAAUGGGCUCACUGGCCUAAGUAGACACCCAAGUUUUUAAGCCUUAACCUCUGGUCUCUUCCCUAAGCUGAUUUUACCUCCCAACAUUCCUUUGGAAUAAUGCCAUUGUUCUCAAUGAAAUAAAUAUUUCUUUUUUUUCUACCA
Nerophis lumbriciformis (worm pipefish) is the source of this 1620-nucleotide messenger RNA. It is a transcript of the gene blmh, whose product is annotated as bleomycin hydrolase. Gene Ontology annotation, biological process: proteolysis; response to toxic substance; L-homocysteine catabolic process. Lineage: Eukaryota; Metazoa; Chordata; Actinopteri; Syngnathiformes; Syngnathidae. Gene Ontology annotation, cellular component: cytoplasm. Gene Ontology annotation, molecular function: cysteine-type aminopeptidase activity. The record is from RefSeq and is a predicted model, not a curated record.